This is a messenger RNA of Octopus sinensis (East Asian common octopus), 4457 nucleotides long. Its product is annotated as enhancer of polycomb homolog 1-like. The transcript has 15 exons. The record is from RefSeq and is a predicted model, not a curated record. Lineage: Eukaryota; Metazoa; Mollusca; Cephalopoda; Octopoda; Octopodidae. The coding region runs from base 277 to 2511 and encodes 744 amino acids. Gene Ontology annotation, biological process: regulation of transcription by RNA polymerase II. Gene Ontology annotation, cellular component: piccolo histone acetyltransferase complex.
CGCGCGCAGACACGCGUGCAGGGUAUUGUGGGAGAAGCUUGAUGGGUCUCCAGUCCGCCAUGAUGAAAGCAACUAUUCCCUGCAAAUAUGAUAAAAAUAUAUGGAUUACCGCAAGACAUAUUGAAAACUGGAGUACUGAUUUCACUGCUUAAAUAUAAUUCAUGCUGCUGGAUUCUACCAUUUACUAUCUAUUUUCACUCCUAUCGUUCAGCUACCUUGAUGUGGUAGCAAAGCUAGUUUUUGGACCAUCUCAUUAGCAUAUUUGGGGUCAUCACGAUGAGUAAGGUGUCGUUCAGAGCUAGGGCUCUGGAUUCCUCCAAGCCAAUGCCCGUUUUUCGGGCAGAAGAAAUUCCGGACUUACCGGAUUUUGCAACCAUUAAUAGAUCGGUACCACAAAUGCCCACGGGGAUGGAAAAGGAAGAAGAGUCGGAGCAUCAUUUGCAACGAGCUCUUUCUGCCCAACAAGUCUACGGGACUGCAGAAGCGUUGGUCAUCCCUAUUCCAGAAGUGGUACAAGUAUCAGAAAAAUAUGAAACCUAUUACAAAGAGGACUUCAAAACAACCAAACAGUAUAUUCAUGUUCAAGCUUUUAAUAUGGAACAGGAAAUCCCUGACUAUGAUAUGGAUAGUGAGGAUGAAGCCUGGUUAAAUGAGCAGGCAAAGAAGAUGGAGAUAACACCUCUUAAAUUUGAGGAAAUGUUAGACCGAUUAGAAAAAGGAAGUGGUCAACAGGUUGUUACACUUCAAGAGGCAAAACUAUUACUGAAAGAAGAUGAUGACUUGAUUAUUGCUGUGUAUGAUUACUGGUUAAACAAACGAUUACGAACUCAACAUCCAUUAAUACUUCAAGUGAAAACUGAGAAAAGAGAUGGAUCAACAACCAAUAAUCCAUAUGUAGCUUUUAGACGAAGAACUGAAAAGAUGCAAACCCGAAAAAAUCGAAAAAACGAUGAAGCAUCUUAUGAAAAAAUGUUGAAGUUAAGACGUGAUCUUUACAGGGCUGUGACAUUACUUGAAAUGAUUAAAAGGAGAGAGAAAACGAAAAAAGAAAUGUUACAAUUAACUAUUGAAAUUCUCGAGAAACGAUAUCAAAUGGAGGACUUCAGUGGUCAGCUUUUAACUGAGGCAGAAGCUCAGAAGUAUUCCAGGCCAUCUUACAUUUCUCCAUAUGGUGUUGCUAGGCAAGGAGAAUGGGCAGAUGGUAUCAAUGGGGAUGAAGGAUUACAAAGUAAUAAGAAACGUAUUUAUCGGAAACGAAAACACCGUCAAAUUGCUCAGCAACAAGGAGCCAGUCUCAGCAGUAACCAAACUCCUCAUUUCAAUGAUGUUGAUGUUUUACAACCUGAUAUUUAUAGUUCAGAGGAGGAAGGUCUUUCACCUAGUAUGUCACCAUCAGAUCAUGAAGAUGAAAAUGAUCCUGAUGGACAAUUCGCAUUUAGGAGAAAGAAGCAUUGUAAUUACUAUGCUCCUCGGGUAGACAGAUUAGGCAAUUGGCCUUGGUGUAGUUCUGAAGAAGGUGGUUCAACAGACAAAAAAUUUAGAUUUUCACUUAUGUCUUUUUAUCCUCCACACAAAUGCAUAGGUUAUGCAAGGAGGCGAGUAGGACGUGGUGGAAGAAUACUUGUAGAUAGAGGGUUUUCUCCCCAAAAUGCAAUCCUUGAACAGCUGGAUCUGUCAAGCUCAAACACUGCCACGGGUAUCCAUCAUGAUUAUAUUACAUACAUCAGGGAAAGAAAAAUUCCACAUUACACACCAAGAAAACAUAUAAAAGAGGAGGAAAUUCAAAGUCCUUGCAGCAGUGGUCAGUCAUUUAAAGAGACGACAACAACAGCAACAGGAACAACAGUAACAACAGCAACAGCCACUACCACCACCACCACCACUACGACGACGACGACGACUAACAAUGCAUCUACCACAGAGUUUAACUUUGAAAGCUUUCAGAACCACAGAGAACAAAUAUUGUUAAUGCAACAGAAACAGCGCCAACGUUUGGAAUCCUGUGAAACUGAUACCAUUCAGACACUUGAACAACAUUCCACAUCAUCAUCAAACCAUUCUUCAUCUCAUCUCACCUUGGACUCUGCAAGUGCAAAGUUUGCUGUGUCAGCUGUGAGAGACACCGCACAGCUGCAGAACUCAUCUGGUGCUAAUUCGCAUUCAUCCUCAUCGUCGUCGUCAUUAUCUAAUGGUCCCAUCAGAGAAUGUAUUCGAGAGAACCAGUCCAAUAGAGGCCAGGCUGCAACUGUCCUACAACUCAACCUCAGUCAGUCAUCUCCCAGUAGUGACUCUCAUCUUCCAUCAGGAAUUGUUUCAUCUUCACUAGUAGCAGGUUUAAAUAAUGUGACCUCCAAUAAAAUAAUCACUGCAUCAAAGUCUGCUUUACCAGUCCUCAAGCUUACGGCAAAGAAUCCCUCUGCUCUUGAAUCCUAUAAAAAACAGACCUAUGAAGAUGGAAGUCUUCUGAGUAAUUUCAGUAAAGACAGAAUUGUACCAAUGGAUGUUACUUGAUUUGCCAUAUUUGGUUAGUUUGACGGACUAAAAAAAAUACUGGAAAGAAAGAAAGAAAAAAAAGCCCUUGAAGACAUUUCAACUCUUGUUCUUCUACCCCCCCAUCCUCUAGAAUGCUCCAUCUUCCUGCCAGUGAUUGAACCACAAACUGUAGCUGCUGUUGCCUGGUCUGGCUGUCUUUCUGUGUACAGUGCAUUGUUUUGUGUAGGUUAUCUAACUGCUACUACUACUACUACUAUUACUAUUAAUAUUACUACUACUAUUACUACUACUACUACUACUCUACAGCAAUUCCUACUAUUGUCUGCACCUCUUCACUGUCAACUGGUGGCUGCUAUUACUGUACAGUGUGAAGUAGGUACCAACACUCACACACACACAUAUGGACAUGUUUUGGACUAGGGGUCUUGGUGGGGCUGGCAGUAGAAUCAUAAUGUGACAGCAGCAAGGUCUGUGGCCGGUGUUUUUUUUUUCUUUUUGUAUUGUAUUUUUUUAUUUAUUUUUUUUUUAAAUUUUCAGUGAAAAGAAAAAGAAAAAAAAACACAAAAAAUUUAGAUCAGAAAAAAAUAAACAACAAAAUAACUGGAUAGACAGACAUCUCUACCUGCAGCAAAACAGAAGGAAGUAUUAAAGGAUUGUUUUUGUUUGGUUUUGUUUUUUUUUUUUGUUUUUCGUUCGUUUUUUUUUCUUCGCUUUGAAAGAAAUGAUAAAACAACAAAAGCAAAAAAAAAAAGAGUUACAGACAACUCAAACAAAAAAAUAAAAAAAACGAAACCUGUCAGCAGAAAGCAACGACCACAAUGUGAUUUGCUACAUGUUUUCUCCCAUGGAGAAAGAUUAUCAUAAUAAUAAUAAUAAUAAUAAUGAUGAUAAUAACAAUAAUAAUAAUAAUAUAAUAAUUAUGAAAGGUAGAGAGAGAGAGAGAGAGAGAGAGAGAGAAAGAAAGAAGAGCAUAAGCAAAGAAAAUAAGUGGCAAGAGACAGGGUAGUGAAUGGGUGGGGAGAGUGAAGCAUUAAAGGAGCCAGUUGAAAUGGUAUUUCUUGAACGUGCAUACACAAACCCCCCCACACACACACACAAGCACACACAUGCGUGCACGCAUACACACAUGCACUGCCUGUCUGGGACUUUGGAUGCACCAACUUUGGUUGCCAGUGAAAUACGUUUCAGGAAUUUUUCUUGUGGCAGCAAGCAGUAAUAAUGACUCUUAGGGGUUGCUCUUGUUCCUACUACUACUACUACAACUACUACUAGUAAAGCAUUUCUAAAAUUCAUAUCACGAGUAAUAUAAAAAAAAAAAGUUUUAUUCAGUAUCAAACAGCAAAAACGAAAUGAUGAUUGAAACAGGAUAUAUAUAUAUAUAUAUAUAUAUAUAUAUAUACACACACACACACACACACACAUACAUACAUACAUACACACAUGCAUAUACUACACACAUGUAUGUGUGUGUCUGUAUAGCUAUAAUUAUUACCCCCUCUGUUUCUCUUGUCUCCACUUCUCCUUUAGUAAUUAUGUGAUUAGUUUGGCUUUAUUAAUCUGUCGGAAUUAAAAGUAUGAAAGUUUGUUCUUUUUUUUUUUUUCCUAUUUUUGGAUAUUGUUUUGAGUUUACUACCAUAUACCUUUGUUCUGAAAGCUUUUGGUCAAAGAAACAGGGAACCAAAUUUUUAUUUUUAAUUGGUUUAUUCUAACAAAAUAAUACUCCCCCUAUCACCACCACCACCACAAUUGUUAUUUUGGGAUGCAGGUGUUUUUUUUGUUUUGUGUUUUUAGUUUCUCAGCUCAUUUCUUACAUUUAGCAAAUGCCUCUUUACAUGGUUUGUUUGUCUCUGUCCCUGUCUCUAAAUUUGAUUCCCUCAUCUGUUUCUCACUCCCAUUAACUUCUCUUGCAAAAAAAUUUUUCCCUUCCUCUUUCAAAAGCAUGGUUCUUUUUACAAAAGAUGAAA